CGCAAAUGGGUUUAUGACACUUAACUGCUCUAUCAGUCGGGGCCAUUGACAGUCGCGAUCAGUGAAAUGCAGCUCAUUUGCGAAGACUAUAAUUUAUUAUUCAACGAGACAGCCUUUCUUGGUCAUUUCAAACACCGUUGCACCUCGCCACAGUUUCCGCAUAUCCUGGCCUUGUCUUCAAACGCGUCGGCAUCACGGGUGUCGAAGUACGGAUGUCUGUCGCCGCGGUACGCUUUUCCAGUGCGGGAGCUCAUAUGAUACCAAGCUGGCUCUGGAUGGUGAUAUAGAUUUCCAAAAUUCGAGUUCUGGCACCAGCACGAUCCUGUUUGGCAAAUGAAUCGAUAUGUUCAUGUCGCAAUGCGUGCACAGUCCAGUACCUUGACUGUGAUCGACAGCACAGUUUUCGCAAGCAGAAUAUCCGCAGUCGGGGCAUUCAGAGUCAGGCAUAUCCCUCUCGUCGUCGUAUCUUAUAUUGCACCCGGUGCAGUGGGUCGUCGGCGGUCUCCCCCCGGGAGACUGGUCUUCUUUUCCCUCCUGUGCUUCCCGACAGAUGCGCUUCAUCUCACAUUCAUAUUUGUGAUGAGACCAUG
Molecule: messenger RNA, 590 nt
Organism: Mycena citricolor
Lineage: Eukaryota; Fungi; Basidiomycota; Agaricomycetes; Agaricales; Mycenaceae
Source: the annotation of a GenBank genome assembly